AGGGCCGAAAGCAAAAGAUCAAAGCGCAGGUGUCCUCCUCGCUGCUUCAGCGUCGCCCGCCACCCCCCCCCACCUCCUCUCUGUCUCUCCCCCCACCUCCUCUUUUGCUCGCUCUCUCUUCGCCCCCACCCCUCUCUCUUCAAGCUUCCAGAAGACGUUGAGAAAUCUCACUCCAAGCAGGAGGAGGUGGCGGCGGCGUGGGGUAGCUCUCUGGAGCCAAGACGCUUCUUGGAUGCUCGCCCUUCGGAGCCUAGAGGAUUGUACGAGGCCGGCACGAAAGGGGCUCUCCGACGCCCAAAGAUAAAAAGAAGACUUUCCCCUCCUCCCGAAGGCGGCCACGCACUGCUUGAGCCCUUGGAUUGCCCGAGAAGACAGACAGACAGGGGGGCUUGCACGGGACCAUGGCAUCGGCGGACGGUGCCAACAAUAUGCCAAAGCAGGUAGAAGUACGGAUGCAUGAAAGCCACUUGAGUCCAGUGGAGCCUCGACCGAAGCACCUAUGUGUGCGAUUCUGCCUUUCACUCAGAAAAAAUCUGCUGCUUUCACUUACUGUAUUUGGUGUCAUCCUGGGUGCAUUAUGUGGGGCUCUCCUUCGUAUGGCAACUCCUAUUGAUCCUAAUAUCGUCAUGUUGAUAGCCUUCCCAGGAGACAUCCUGAUGCGGAUGUUAAAAAUGUUGAUUCUCCCUUUAAUUAUCUCAAGUUUAAUCACUGGACUGUCUGGUUUGGAUGCUAAGGCUAGUGGUCGACUAGGUACAAGAGCUAUGGUCUACUAUAUGUCCACGACUAUCAUUGCUGCUGUAUUGGGAGUUAUUCUGGUCUUAGCCAUCCAUCCUGGCAAUCCAAAGCUCAAGAAGCAGCUGGGAGAAGGAAAGAAGAAUGAUGAAGUGUCCAGUCUGGAUGCUUUCUUGGAUCUUAUACGAAACUUGUUCCCUGAAAACCUUGUACAAGCAUGCUUCCAGCAGAUUCAAACAGUCACCAAGAAAGUACUUGUACCUCAGGAGAUUGAAGAACCAGCCAAUGUUACAGAUUCCAUCUUUGCCAUGAUGAAUGAAACAGAAGUGACUCCAGAACCCCAGCUGGUCAUUAAGAAAGGUCUUGAGUUUAAAGAUGGAAUGAAUGUCUUAGGUCUCAUUGGGUUCUUCAUAGCUUUUGGUAUUGCAAUGGGGAAGAUGGGAGAACAAGCAAAGAUGAUGGUGGACUUCUUCAAUAUCCUGAAUGAGAUUGUGAUGAAGUUGGUAACCAUGAUCAUGUGGUAUUCUCCAUUAGGCAUUGCCUGCCUCAUCUGUGGGAAAAUCAUUGCAAUCAAGGACUUGGAAGUAGUUGCCAGGCAACUUGGAAUGUACAUGGUCACUGUGAUUGUGGGCCUUAUCAUCCAUGGAGGGAUCUUUUUGCCUUUGAUAUACUUUGUAGUAACAAGGAAAAAUCCCUUUUCAUUCUUUGUUGGUAUUUUCCAAGCAUGGAUUACUGCUCUAGGCACAGCUUCAAGUGCUGGUACAUUGCCUGUUACCUUCCGGUGUCUUGAAGAAAACUUGGGCAUUGAUAAGCGUGUGACAAGAUUUGUCUUGCCUGUUGGAGCUACUAUUAACAUGGAUGGAACUGCCCUUUAUGAAGCAGUGGCUGCCAUAUUCAUAGCACAAAUGAAUGGAGUUGUAUUGGAUGGUGGACAGAUAGUCACUGUCAGCCUGACAGCCACUCUUGCAAGUGUCGGAGCUGCCAGCAUACCCAGUGCAGGACUGGUUACCAUGCUUCUCAUCCUCACCGCAGUGGGUCUUCCCACUCAAGACAUCAGCUUGCUUGUUGCUGUCGAUUGGCUGCUAGACCGAAUGAGAACAUCUGUCAAUGUCGUGGGAGACUCAUUUGGAGCUGGCAUUGUCUAUCACCUCUCCAAGGCAGAGCUAGAAAACAUUGAUUCCCAUCACAAAGGACAUGAAGAUAUUGAAAUGACCAAGACACAGUCUAUUUAUGAUGACCUGAAAAACCACAGGGAAAACAACUCAAACCAGUGUGUUUAUACAGCUCACAACUCUGUGAUAAUAGAUGAAUGCAAGGUAACCCUGGCAACCAAUGGUAAAUCUGCAGACUUCAGUGCUGUUGAAGAAGAACCUUGGAAACAUGAGAAAUAAGGGAGAAACAACCCAGGUCCAUCUUUCAUGAGCCCCAGAAGUUGUCUUAUGGUAAAGCUGAUAUCAAGUUUAAAGAAGAUUUUUUUUGCUCGUUUCAUUUAGCAUAAAAAGUAUCUGCUUCCUUAAUGCUGUUAACGUAAACUCAGAAACACUCACACAAGUCAUUGUUUCUUUAGCAUCUUUUCCGAAUAAUUCACAAUCGUCUGUCUAACUUGUGUUACCAUUUGAAUUGAAACAGAUGGAAGACACUCAGUUGGUUUAAGAGCUGCUUUUUAGCUGGUCUUCCCCUUUUCACUCAAGACACAGAGAAUGUACAUGCUGCAAAGAGGAAAGAAUAAAAAGCCAAGAUGGCAGACUUGCUGUAGGGACUUAGGCUAAUGAUAAACAUGCAGUAUUGUGUAAACCAUACAGUAUUUGCAUUGCCUCUUCUGCUGUACAUGUGAACCAGCACCUUGGUGCAUAUUGAAUACUGUUAGCACUGUGGAACUGUAAUAUAUUAUUACUGUAAAAGUUUUACAUUUGCUUUUUAAUACUUGGCAUAUGACAGUCUCAGUUCCCUGUUCUUCAAUAUAUCUUUAAAGGUGUAGGGCUGCUUCUGGGAGCCCCUAAACAGGCACUCCAGUCCUAAAUGUAUUGACUGUGAACCAGAGCUCCAUGAAUGCCAGAUCUAUGCACACACCUAGGGUUUUUCAUUUUCAUCACUGCAGGUUCCUCCUCUGCUCCAGUUCUGUGAACCAGAAUGCAUGGGAAAUGUGCCUGGUGGUUCAUGAUACUAUCUGUCUGUGUUAACUUUCCAAAAUGAAUUAACCCACCACUGCUGCUUCCAUGAUUUGACCGCUUCCAUGGAUCUCCUUUCCAUGGAUGUUAACAGAAUUUACUUUCAUGAAGUGUGUUUAGGAUUGUGGAGUUAGAGAAAGAAAUAGGCCUUGUAGCUUUCAGGGCCAGCAACCCAUCCCAGCAACUACGCAAUUCAACUCAGUGGAGUUAGCCUAAUUCUAAUUUUGCAAAGAAGCAAGCACAAGGGUAGGCUAGGACUUUUGGGCACCUGAUGCAGGUGCAACAUUUUGCACCCUUCCGAGCUGCUGCCAUCGCCUUACUGGCCUGCCACUUGACUGCAGCGCAAGGAGCCAGAGCCGCUCUGAGUUUUCACAGCUAGGUGGAAUUGAAAAUGAGGAGUGGGACAACCUAAAAGGGAAGGCUUAAGGGGAGGACAGUGGUGGGCUAGAGCAUCUCUGUCUCUCUCCUCUCUCCACACUUCCUCUUAAAUUUCAUAAAAAUCCAACAUGGAUAAGCUGUCUCCAACCAGCAGCAGUGGCGGCGGUAGUGGCAGGUAGGAGAAGGUGUGUGUGGGGAGAUGUGGCAGUGAAAAAGGGUGGGGAUGCAGUGGUUGGCAGCACUGCUGCCCCCUGCUUCCUGAUCAUCUGCUCCUUGAGGUGACUGCCUCAGUUCACUUUAUUAUGAGGAUGCCUGGUUGGGUGUACAUUUGUCUGUCAGGCCAUUAAAGAUACCAUAGAUGUACACAGUAGACAGUGCUGUUACUAUUCCAGAACCUCUAGCUCAGCAAAUAGUGGAGCUCUUCACACAACUGUGACUGCAUGCGUUGUUGGGCGAGCAGCAGAAAGACAGGGAUGAACCUACCUUUCACCAGAUGACCACUCCAAGCCCCACCGGCAUGCAAGCCGCAUGCCCACAUGACCAGCGCUGCCGAGAGCAGCGCAGGAAAACAGAAGCCAAGUCUUGUUGUCCUGGCCUCCGCGAAUCCAACAGUGCACUGUGCUCCGAGCACUGAGUGCUCUGAGGGAUUCCCCCAGGAGAUGGGCACUCUAGCCACCUGUGUCAGCGUGAGCUGAAAGCAGCUCGGAUGGACACACGAUCCCUGAACCUCGGUUAAGAGCCAGGCUUUGGUGCUGGGUUUAGCGCUGCAGUACAACCGGGAUCUGCAUGGAUCUCAGUGGUUCUCACAGGCAGACAAUCCCAGGCUUGGCUACUUGUGAGAACAGCCUCACUAUCUUAAUCCUUGUUUGUUGAUAUUUGGAAGGGUAAGACACUUUUCUUAAGGAAUGAGAUAAGUCUGCCUGCAAAUACUUAUUGACAUUCAUUUUGCCAAGCACAAACUAUUAUAUAAGCAAAUGUUAAGCAAUUACCAUUGUUUUAAUAUCUAGCAGCUAUUUAUUUACUGUUUAAGAGCAUUUAUUUACAGUAUCAGACGUCUUUUCUCACAUUUUGGCCUGAAAAUAUUAGACUGAAGCAUUAGAUUGAGAUCCUGUCAAUGGAUGCACUUGGUCUGAACAAAUGGGUUCCCACCAAUAAUAUUUCAGACUUGCCAAAUAUUACUUUUAAUUGAUCACUCUGAUACACAAAAGUACACCACUUAUUGAAGCAAGAACAAUCUGUAAGUUAAGUCAGAAUAUGAUCUAAUUUCUUGCGGCUAGAUCCUUCCUGCAAAAUUAUAUUCUGCAAUCCUUCCUCAAGUGCAUCUGAAGAAGUCCCCACACAGUUCAAGGGAGUCAUGUCCCUUUACUUUAGUCCUUAGUGUGCAUUUAGGUCAAGUGAUAGGUCAUUUGGGGAAUAGGAAGUCUGUGAAUGCCCUUUAUGUCUCCAUCCAAUAUUCCCCUUUUGUGUAAGUUCCUUGAGCUGUGGAACUCAUGUCAAUCAAUUGAGUGGGGGGUGGGGGGAGAUGUGAUAUGUGAAGUAUUUUCAAAUUAUUCCAGACUGCCAUGUUGAGCUCUAUGAGCACCAUCACACCUAUUCAUGUUAACCUACCAUCAGUGAGAUACAUGGUGAUUGGUUCCAUGGUUCUACCACCACCUCUCCUCUAUCAUUUUAUACUUCUCCUUUAAAUGUACAAUUAGGAUAAGGAACCAGCAACAGGAUCAUCUUCAAAAAUGCUAAUUUGAAAUAUACUGCUGUUCCAAAGCAUUCGUCAAGCUUGACAGCGAGUUACAGAGAGAAACUCAUGUGUACAUGUGCAAAAUUAGAAUAUUUGAAUAGUUACAAAAAGAAAGAAAAUAUUUUACAAAACUUUGGGGGACAUUUUUAUAUAUGAUUGGUAACUCAGGGAAGUUCAGUCUUAUAACAUUCCUUUUCUUGCAGUAUAAACACAUGGAAAGGAAAGCAACAAUUUUGCUGGAUGCUUGUACACAUUUGCUAUAUAACUUCUGCAACAGAAUGUUGUCUUGUUAGUUGGUCAGCUUGGCCAUCAAAAAGUGUUUUCAUUUCACUGGGGAAAAUCUAAGAUCCUGAAUUGCCUCAUUAUACUAUGAUUUGCUUAUCUGAAGUGAGUUUGGUUGCUAAAUGAAAACAAGCAAAGAAAAAAAAAUGAUCCCAUAACACAAGCCCUAUUCAAACAUCAUAUUCAACGUGGAGUAUGAACACAUGUACACAUCUGUAUGCAUAUGCAGUCAUUCCCAGAUUGUGUUCAAUGCACAUUUAGUAGUACACUUCCUGUCUCCACUCUGCCUUUGAGGCCUGUACCCAAGUUCACUUUAAAAAUGAACACAUGUGAAGUCAUUCACACAAAAACAUGUACAUAUGCAGACAUCUGAACCCAAAUCUAUUUCUCCUUACCCGUCCCACUGGCCAGCGAGGGUGGGGGGAGCACCGGUUGGGCCAAGGGGCUGCUGCAGCCCUGCUGCUGUUGAGGAACUGCACCUCCACCGCAACGCAUAAGGUGACCUUCCAACCGCCCUCUCUUUUCAACCCCACAGGGUUUCCCCUUUUGCUUGUAAAGGGGAAUCCUUACCGGAUCCCACUUCACAAGCAUAGAGAACUGGGCCAAAUCGGUUCAACCCGGUUAUAGUGCAGAACCAAACUGCCGACUGGUUUUAAUUAAACGGCUCAUGGACCAGGUGGUUCAGUUCGAAGCAACCUCCUUGGAAUGGUUCCAUGCAUACCCCUAGUGGAUAUAAGAGGACUAUCUUCAUUGCUGGCCAUCAGGAGAGCCUUAAAGAUCCAUUUUUAAGCCUGGCUUUUAAUGAUAUCUAAUUUUAUCUUUAAUUUUAAUCUGGUUUAAAUGGGUUUUUUAAAUUGUUUUAUGAUGUGUUUUUUAUUUUAAUGUAAACUGCCCUGGGCCACUUUAGGAAGGGAGAAAUUGACUAAACAAACAAAUAAUACAGCAUAAUGUCGGGAUAGCCCUACAAACAAAUACAAAUGCAACUGAGAGGACAGUGCUUUUCCUUGGCAAAUGCCACUCCUUUUUUUCAUUAUAGUGUACUUUUUCUACUGGUCUGAGAUACUAUCUUCUCCAUAUCUGUUACAAGGCAUAGCAUCUAAAAGGAGCAUAUAAAAUAAACAGUAAUAAUCUCUGUAGCCCAAUGUCUUAUUUGCAAACAUCUGCUUCCUAUGUGCUGCCCAGUCUUGCAACAGCGUCCUAGCACAUCACUAAUAGAAUAUUAUUAGGAAUACUAUUUUUACUUAGUUCUAGUGCUUUCCCAAAUGAUGCUCAUAAACCUUCAUUUCUGUUUCACUGUUUUCCUUGCAGUCAAAUGGUGUAAGUAGCUGAGCUUAAGUGAGCUGCUUAAUUAUUAUUUUUUCCUAUUGAAAACGAAUUUUGCACUAGCACUUUAGGUGAAAGCGUUUCUUUGCUCAGGACUAGGCCAGACUAGUUUGCACCGCUAUUCUGCAUUAUCUGUUACUUUUUUCCUCAAUUAUUUUGAAAAAGGAAUUAGAGGAGUGCACAAAUCAGAUUCUGCUAUUCGAUUCAAGCUCAAAUUGAAUUGCAGAAUAAUUGAAUUGAUUUGUUGGAAACAGAUAGCUUGGCUGGUGGUCUUGACGAAUCACCCUCGAAUAACCCAAACUGAUUUGGGUGAUUCAAAAUGAGUUUUGACCCAUUUUGCAGGGGAAAGGUAAAAGCAUCUCUCUACUCAGGUCCAGUUUGCAUUAUCUGUUACUUCUUUCUCAGUUCUUUAGAAAAAGGAACUGAAAACAAAUCACUUCUCUGAAGGCAACAGAAAUUUAAGGCAUUGAACACCUUGCAGCUAGAAUUAAUUGUGUGAUUUCGGUUCCAGUUUGGUGCUCAACAUUUUCCACUUUCCGUUCUCUUUCCACCCAUCUUUUACUUCUUCCAUAAUUGCUCUAAUUCAUUAUAAACUUUUAAAGGCAUGAUUUCAAGGAAAAUCUUUAUAAAAGAAGAUUGCAUCAACAUAACAGAAGCAAAAUAACUUGGCAGGAAUGAAGUAGAAUAGAGAUAGUCUUGCAGGGUUGGUGCUCACCCUUUAUCACAAUUCAUAUUCUCUUUCCAUUCAAUUUCCACAUAUCUUCUAUCUUUUCCUAUAUUCUAAUUUAUUGUAAACUGCUUUGGGGCUGGUUUCAAGGAAGGUUUUACAAAAUCUGUAGACAUAAAUAACUGGGUAGAAGGACUCAGAUUGGAUAUUCUAGUACAUGACAAGUAUUCACACCAUUUUAUAUAGUAUCUUUUAAAUUCUAUUUAAAAUUACAUCUACUGCUAGAUGUAAUCCAGGGAUUUGAUCCGGUAAAGUCAGACACAGUGAAGCAAUUGGAAAUUUCUGACUUUAGAGGAUUCAACCUGGUAAUACUCAGCUUGUUGCUGGGAUUGCAUUUUGACACAUCUGUCAUCAGCUUGGGUUAAACUGGUUUGCUCCCCAAUCCAGUACCAAAAUGUGUAGUUAUCCAUUCAGUGUGACAUAUUGCAUUCAGGUUGCUGUAUAUGUGUCUAAGCUAAUUCUAUAACCAGACCAAUUGUUUGUUGCCACAAGCUUUUCCAACAUGCCUAGAGUGAAAUCUAGACAUGUAAAAUAAUAUUCUCCAAUACAUUUAACAGAAUUCUCUGAACUAUUCUCUCCUAUGCUAAAUAAUGCAGGAGAAUAUUUUUUUACUAGUCUAGAACACAAUUGCUUGGGUGUUGGAUUCUAGUAGAGGUUGUUUUACUCACAUUGUAACAAAAUGAAAUCAUCCUCUAAGUUGCUUCAAGUUAUCUGAGUUGUUUGUUUUGGAGUAGCAAUAACCAAUGGGAAGCAGACUUUUACCCAAAUCAGUUUUUGCCAACUCCUACAUCUAAAUUUAAUGUAAAUUUCACUAGGUUGGUUGUAUCCAAAUAAAAUUAGUCUUGGUCAUGACUAACCUUCUGUGGAUACAUCCUGUUGUAUCUCACCUAUUGCUGCUGGAGCAGUACACUGAUUGAGAUAUAAAAGAAAAACCCAGGUGUGUGCCUAUGGAGCUCCCAGGGAUUCCCAUUUCUUUGAACUGAGGGCCUGAUCUAUUCAUUCAAAACUGAUCCAUUCUCUGGAUCAAGAUUAUUUGAAAUUAAGAUUCAUUGAAAUCAAUGACAUGCCCAAAUGAAGUAUGUAGGAUUGGGGAUUAGAGAAACAGCAUAUUGUUCAAAAUCAUAAGAUGCAUACAGAUUGAAGACAAGGGAUGCUGACAAAAUUUCAUGCUGUGAAUCUUUUCCAUUAGCAGAUAGUGGCUGAUGUCCUGAUGAAUGUAGUGCUUGUGGAAGAACGUCGCAUUAAUACAAAGCUGUUGUGCUAGCUACUUGUGCUAAAUACGGAACUUGUAUUCUAGCCUAGCCUAUGUCUGUUCAAGCAUGUCCUCGCAACAGCUGCACAACUUCAGCACCUUCACUUGUGUACAAGAGUGCUAUAGUGUAAUUCCACAGAUGCCCAGUUUUUAGCAUAACUAUAUGAUCUUUGUGAGCAUGUGCAACUUUGCUCAUUACACAAGUGCUUCAUUAGGGUGUCGGCCAGUGUUUUGUACAUAACUUAGACUCCACAGGGACUUUUGUAUUUUUUAUUUGUUUUCUACAGAUUUGAAAACUUAUUUGCAAAGCCUGAUUGCAAGUUGAUUUUUUCAGUCGGUACUGUAGAUUCCAACAUUCCAUUUUUCUUUUCUUUUUUACUUUUUCCAAGUGUUUUCUUCAAGCAUCUGUAUAAUUUAAGUACUGCAACAAAAAAAUUCUUCCUAGUGUGAACUGUAAUUUAUGGAAUGCAUGAGAAAAAUAUGUAUUUCUACUUCUUAAAUAUAACUUCAUCACUGAUGUAACCAUUUAUACAUGCAAUGUGUAUUAGGAACUUUCUCCAGCAACCACAAACUACAGUGUAGACUGAAUCAACAUAUUUAGUAUCUGUAAUUUACAGACAUACAGAUAUUUUCUUAUACUAUUUUCUAUAAAAUCUUAUAAGACAGAGAGAGCAUACAAAUAUCCUUACAGGGAAUCCAUAUUCAAGGGGAAGUGGCAGAUUUUCUUAUAUAUAUAUAUAUAGAUGAAUGAAAAUGAUCUAAGUUAUGUUAAAUUAACUUAACUCUGUAAACUUGAUUUAGAACUUCUAAACAAAGCACAACUAGCAAUUCAAGGUGUCUUAAAUGCUGCAGUUCAUUAUGGAACACUAUGAUGUUCUAGCAAUCUUUUAGACUUCUCAGAUAAACAGAUGAGUGAUCCAUUAUUUUUGAUGGUUUUACCAGGAGAAUUCAGAAGGGUCUCCAUCCUACAAUAUACAUAGGGUGUGAUCCAGUAUAAUUGAGUCAUCUAUAUCUUUUGUUCCCUAGCACCCCUGUCCUACCUGAUCUAGUUUCACAAAUUUACUUUGAAUUUAGUUUUGGAUGCUUAAACAUGUACAAGAAAGGAUACAGUCCAGCAAAAUCAGGAAUGUAAAAUAGAUAUUUGAUCAAUAAUUUCUAGCAUAUUUUGGCUUAUUGGGGUUAGAUAUAUAUUACAUCUAUUGUAAGAUGUGAAUAGAGCAUAUAUAUCUCCACAUAUGACUGAGAUGUAAUAUAUUUCUAACUGUUGAACAACUUCUGCUGAUGAAGAUUACCAAAUGCAUCAGAACAUAUUUAUUAAAUAACUACUGCACUUCGGCUUUGUCUGCUGUAUCUUUUCUACUUUUUGAUAUCUCUCCCCCUAUUUUGGUCAAGAGAUACAUGGCCAAGCAGAUAAUCUAAAAUAAACAAAAUGAAGUCAUACACAUGCAGAUUAUGUAAGGAACUGUAGAGUUUAAUCGUUGCCUUUGUACAAAAGGACCAAACAACACAUUUAUGGGACCAUGUCAAUUGAUAGCACAUACAGAAAUACCUCUUCAUUUAAAAAAUUUGUAAUAAAGCACACAGUAUAUUUUUCACCAAGGUGAUCUAUUUUAGUCCCACCCUAUUAACUGUUUAGCAGUUAAUUACAGAAUACCUGUAGUCUUAUGGCCUUGCUAUUAGCCAAGCAAAUGAAUGAGCAAAGAAAAGUUCUUAAAACCUGAGGAAUACAAUAUAGAUGUUGCCCCUUUUGGCACACUGACAGCAUAGCAUACAACAGGGGGUAUGUACCAAAAUCACCAAUGAUCCACAAAACAGGAAUAUUUAAUUUGCAAAACCUGUUGUACAUGCCUUGCGUUUGGGUGAGCAAAAUGUACAUAUAGGAAGUAUGUUGAUGUAUCCUUAUUUUGUAAUCCUCUUAUAUUUUAAAGCGAAUUUUCAGGUAUUCUUGUAAUUAGAGCCAAAUUAGUAGCAAGACAAAGUACUAAUAAUAAUAGCUGUGAAAGCAUGACGCUUGUACGAAUACCAGUUUUGAUGCGUCUUUUUCCGCAUGAAGAACAGUGCCUCUCCGCACUUUGUGUAGAUAAUGUAGUUUAUCUUGGUGUAAUUUCAGUGAAAUUGUGUAUACAGUAUUAAUAUUCGUGAUUUGAUUUGAUUUAACUUAAUGUCAACUGAGCUGGAAAGAAACUAUAACAAGUUUUGAAACAAGUUUUGUUAGGUUGGCUGGGUCUGGUCACUGUUGGUAGAUCAAUUUCCAGACAUUUAAAAGAAUAAUAUCUCUAGUCUGAUAACAAUUUUUAUAUGUUGUUAAUAUAAACCGCAUACUGGUGCAUGUCAUAUCUGAAUAAUUGUUAAAAUCGUGUAUCACAGCCAACUCAUUGUAAAUAUAUUAGUUUUUGUUUUUAUAUAUCUAACCAGCAGCAUGUCUAUGUGUGAGAGAGAAAGAAAGUAAGUAUGUGUGUGUGUGUGUUUGUAAAUCCCUGGCACUUAGUGAAUGUGAUUUGUCACUUGGAUUUGCUGCACUGUGAAUGCCACUACAUUAAUUAAUUAAUGUAGGUGUAUUAUGAUGAUGAGUUUAUUCAAUUAAUGUUACUUCUUCUGUUUACUUGAUAUGUUGGAAAUGCAGUGACAUGAAAUUAGUAGUUGCUGUAUCAGUUACCACCUUGGUCAGAAAGAAAACCCAACCUUUAUGUAAUCUUUACUUUGGAUUCUGCAGUUGCACAGUUUGAACAUUUGCUCUGCAAUGUGGAAUCCACAGUCACCCAACAACAUUUCAAAGUUUCCUCAGAUGUUUAUUUGCUCACUGACAACAGUCUUCGUUAAAGAAUCUGCAUAGAUUGAACUACCAUUCUGUUUUAAAUUAAAGCUUAGAUCAAACUGGAAUGCACACCAAACAUGGCCAUUUUCAUUCCUAUAUACUUAUGAUUUAACCAAAAGCACAGGGGCAAAUACUGCUUCCAUUUGCUUGUUUUUAAACAUCAGCACAUUAUGAAAAAAUGAAAAUAUAACCACAAAUCCAAAUUCAUGUCAUAUGGGGAGAAGACAUAAGGUAUUGUGUUUGAGGUGUAUUUUAUACCUUUUUGUGUACACUUAAACACAUUUUUCAUAAUUUUCAUGCCUUAAUGCUUCAUCUGCCAUACAGUAUGAAUAUCUAUAAGAAUAUGGACAAGAACCAAUCCUUUAGGCCUGUGAUCUUCACUAUUUUUGAAGUGGGGGCCACUUUGCCAAAAAAUCUUCAAUGUAAGAGCCAUUUCCCCCCUACACUGACCGCUACCCAGUGCUGCACUUUUCCAGCACCCACCCUUUCAGAGAAAGAGAGCCCUAUCAACCUCCAGCACCAUACUGGAAUGUGCAUAGAGUGCUGGGAUGUGUACUACUUUACUCACAGAGCUUUGUGGUGUAAGUGCUGGGAAGGUCAGUAAUUCUCUCUUGUAAGGUGUGCACAGAAUGCUGGGAAGUGUAGUCAUUCUGAGCAUUUCCCCCAUAAAGCUCUGUGAAGAAAGUGCUGGGAAGGACUGCACUUCCCAGCACUCCAUGCACAUCCUCCAAGAUCACGCAGGGACUCAUGAGGCCUCUGUUUCUCUUAAAGGAGCCCAGCUGGUGCUGAGCCGUGGAGAUGGUCACUUCCGUAUGGUGCCAAUAUUCAGCUUUGGCUGAAGCUCUGCACAGGCCUAAUCAACAAUUAGUCAGGAAGCUGCACUUAGGGUCGAUGAGAGUCACCUCUGGCUCCCAAGCUUUGCAAUGAAGAACACUGCUUUAGGCUAUUAGUAUUAUCUGUUAACAAAAAUGUAAAUGUAAAGGCAUUAUAUUAUGCAACUUAUACUAGACAGACCUGGAAAAAUCAGAAAGGAACCAAAAUGUUUUUAAAUUAGAUCAUGUAGAUUGAAUAAUAGAUCCAUACAGUUGAAGGGAGCCUUGUAGGCCAAAGGCCAGAGCAAGAACAUUACUGUGAGAUGGCUGAUCAGCCUAGCACCACCCCUAGGUGAUGGGAUUCUAUUGUCAAACUUUUCUCAUUGUUUAAAAGUUUCUUAUAAUGUUCAACCAAAAUUACCUUUCUUUAACUUCAGCCCAUUAGAUCUUGUCCUUCCCUCUGCAACAACAGAGAACAUGUCUUUGCCCUCUUCUGUGACAGCUCUUCAGGUGCAUGAAGAAUGAUAUCCUGUCCCCCUCAGUCUUCUCCAGUCUAAAAAUACUGAGUUCCUUCAACCUUUCCUUAUAGGACCUGUGUUCAAGAUCCCUGAUCUUCUUCUUCUCUGCCCUUCUCUGAAGCUGUUCCAAUUGGUCUACUCUUAAAGUAUGUCUCAUGAUAGAACUGGACACAAUACUCCAGAUAAGGUCUGAAUAGUGAGGAGUAUAGUGGAAAGAAAAAUUAGAAUCUUGAAAACUACAUACCAAUCCAUCUACAAAAGGAGAUUACAAUGAUUAGUAGCUGGCUUCUGUGAAUCACUGCAUUAUUAUCUAGAUGGUUCUGGACUGACUGCUUUAUAAAGUUCUAGCUCUCUUUUCUGAUAUCAAAGUUAGAUUGACUGGUCUCUAGUUUUCAAGAUUCUCCCUGCCCUUUUAAAGAUUCAAAUAUUAGCUUAUCUCUAGUCUUGUGGUACUUCGCCUGCUCUCCAGGAUUUCUCAAAAGAUGAUGGACUUUGUGAGGAUAUCAGAAAGUUCUUUUAGUACUUUAGGAUAUAGUUCAUCUGACCCUGAAGACUUGAACUCAUUUACAGUAGAUAGGUCCAAUUCCUAAUCAACUCAUCAAUUCUGACCCGCUACCAUUCACGCCUCUUUCAAGGGGUUGCAAACAGUUUUCCUUUUGGAGGAAGUUGCAGGCAAAAUAGGAUUUGAGCAGUUCCUUGAUCCUGGAUCACACAGGUAGCAGCUCAUGGAAGCGCUGGCCAUCAAGCUUACAGAACCUGCCUCUUCAGACAAAUAUGGCUGUAAGCAGUGGAUGGGCUGGCCUGAGGGGUUGAAUGACAGCACAGGGCAGGACUUCCUCCCCGCUUCUGCAGUUUUUAUUUAUUUAUUUAUUUUUACAUUUCUAUACCGCCUUUCGUUAAAAAACAACCCCAAGGCAGUUUACAAAAAUUAAAACAUACAAUAAAAAAGCAAUAAAAAACACCAAGCUAAAAACAUAUAAAAACAAUACAACAGAUAAAAACACACUGAAGCAGCAGUAAAAACGAUUAUGUAAAAGCCUGGGUAAAAAGCCAAGUCUUUACAAGCUUUCUAAAAGCCGCGAUGGAGCAUGAGCACAGCUGGGGCUCAUAACACGUGGAUAAGGCUCAUUAUCCAUUACCCAUUAAUAUUUCAGCAUUCUUACUAUGUACCAUUUUCUCCUCCUUUCUCUUGCUUCAAAUGUACCGCAAAAGGGCCCCCCCACUGUCCUUUUUUUUUUUUUUUUGCUCAGCAUCCCCUGGCAGCCUCUACUCAUUCUGAACUUUAGCUUUCCUAACAAUGGCUGACAUCUUGACGAAUGAAGUGUGCACAUAAGAAGGCCCUGUUGUGCACUCUGUGCAAGGCCUUCGCUCUCAGUCAAAACAAGACAGAGCAUGAGUUCAUCAACACUUGGCUUCUUGAUUUGAAUUGGGAGGAGGGUGCUUUCAUGCAAGUCCCUCAGUCCCCCUGCACAUACUGAGGCUAUUCCCAUGAUCGCCAAAAAGCAGGCUAAAGAAGCCCAGCCCGCUUUUGGGCGAUUGUGUGCUGCAACGGGAGCCACGUGGCUCCUGACAGCUAGCCACACUAAAUUCCCCUCCCCUUAAAUGAGGUCAACGGAGCAAUCGCGCUGUUAACCUUGUUUUUGUGCUCAUGUGUUGCCACAGCAUCCACCCAUGGCGACACACAUCCACCGGUUGCAUGGGAGUAACAGCAGGAGGAAGGGCAGGCAUGCUCUGCCUGUAGGCUUCCAGCGGCAUCUGGAGGGCCACUCUGUGAAACAGGAUGCUGGACUGGAUGGGCCUUGGGCCUGAUCCAGCAGGGCUGUUCUUAUGUACUUAUUCAUCCUUGGUGACCUAUAAUUCCUUCCACUUCUUAGACAAGCCCUUUAAAAAAAUCCAGCUCAUCACUAAGCUUUUUGUUCAGCCACAUUUUUCUUUUUCUUUCACACUGAAGUUUGUAACUGUACCUUGAGUAACUCCUUUAGGAACUCUCACCCAUCUUGGGCACCUUUCCCUUUUUAGCCUAUCUAGUGCAUGAGGUUAUUUAAAUCAGUUUUCCUGAAAUCUAGAGAAUAUAUUUGACUAUGCUCAUCUAUCGUUUUCAAGAAGGUCAAGAAUUCCAGCAAUAUAUGGUCACUGAAUUGAUUGAUGGAUUAAGUGCUGUCAAGUCAGUGUCAACUCUUAGCGGCCACAUAGAUAGAUUCUCUCCAGGAUGAUCUGUCUUCAACUUGGCCUUUAAGGUCUUUCAGUGGUGCAUUCAUUGCUGACGUAAUUGAGUCCAUCCACCUUGCUGCACAUCGUCCUCUUGUUCUGAUCACUGAAUAGUUCAUGGUCACUGAAUAGUUCCCUCCAACCUUAUUGGCCAGUUCUUCUGGAUAGCUGAUUCCCUUGUUUGUUCUGAAAGAAUAACUUGUCAGGAACACAUAGGGAAUUUGCUGGAGAUUUAAUGCUUUGUGAAGUGUGUCUCUCAACAGAGAUCACAGUAGUUGAACUACUAAACAAACAUAUAAACUUCUUCUUCUUCUUCUUCUUCUUCUUCUUCUUCUUCUUCUUCUUCUUCUUCUUCUUCUUCUUCUUCUUCUUCUUCUUCUUCUUCUUCCGGAAACAUCCAGCUUGUUCUUCAUGGUUUGUUGAUCUGUAGUAGACUCCAAGUACAAUUUUGCUUUUAUUUUCAAAAAAUUAACCACAAAUACUUUCAUAUGCUCUCCCACCAAGACUUUGCUAUACCUAUGAAGUUAUAUUUACCUUGCUGACUUAACACUUAUCUUGUUCAUUUCCUGAACUCUGGGCAUUAUUGUAUAGAUAAUACAGGCCAUGGAUAUUGUGCUCUAGUGUCUUUCCCAUUACUUUACUGUAAAGCUUGCUGGGCAACCCUGCAACUCCCCCAACCCACCCAGUUCCCCUGUAGAACCCAACUUUCCAUCUUUAGCAUUUACCUGUGUCCUUUUCUCUCCAUGCCCCACAGGAUGUUUUUAGGAAUAUAGAAACAGAGGAAGCUGCUUUAUACUGAGGCAGGCCAUUGGUCAGUCUAUUUUCUAAAAUGACUGGUAUAGCUUAGUUUCAGAUGGGGUUUUCCCCCCAGCCCUUUCUAGAAGUGCUAUGGAUUGAACCAGAGACCUUCUCCUUGCGAGGCAUGUACAUUCAGAGUACUAAGCAGCUGUCAUCCCCCCCUUCUAAAGCUUAAAUCUCUCUUGAUCAGGCUUCUGUCAAACAUACUUUUUUCAGUCCUUGUAUAGUACAGCCCCUUGCCUGCCAGUAGUUUUCCAUUAAAGCUUGGAAUUUUUCUUGUUGACACUAUCUGCUUAAUCAGUUAACCCAAAGUAUUCAUUCUUCCCUUUCUAGUCUUCUGCUUUUGCCUUGUAGACUUCUGUUUUUACAGGAAGAAUUGACAGGACCAUCUGAGCCCUAUGGUCUUUCACCUUUCCUCCAAGAGGCAAGGCAUAUAGGCAGAUGUGAUACUUUCACACCUGCAGACAGUUAAAAGUAACCUUUUGCAUUUACAUAAAAGUAACAUGGAUAAGCACAUAUCACUGUAUGCUACCUGUGAAGCCUAGGGUCAGCCAAAGCUCCACCAGCACCUGAUGCUAUAUGCCAUUGCCCCUCAACCUGGUGAUGCGUGUUGCAUGUCAGCUACUUCUCAAUGCUACUCUCCAGAAGCACACACAUCUCUCUUCCUUCUUUCCCUUACCUGGUAGUAGGAUGACAAGCAGGCAGAGGCAGCGGAUGGAAGUGGGUAAGAAAGAAAUGGGAAGUAGGGCAGGAGCACAAAAGAGAGGGGAGAGGCAGGCAGGUAGGUAGGUAUUCAUGAAAGAGCUGCCUCAUCUUGUCUCCAGGAAGGGCUGGCUCUGCUAACCCUGUACCAGGUUGGUCUAAAAUGGUGACAUAUUGCAUGCAGAACUCACUAAUGCUUUCACCCCCAAAAUAUUAUAUAACUAUUUAUCUGGCACUUCCUGUGGAUUUAUUUUUUAAAAAUGGAAGACAGCAGCAGCAGCUCUUAGUUGAUUCUGGCUUUCUUCUUAUGAUUAACUUCUAGCAACUGCCAUGCAAAUUUAAAGUGUAAGGUUAGCAGAGCAUUAGGAUCCUGACCAUGAGUGCUUGGUUAUGCUAUAACCCUGAUACAGCAAUAGAGGUCCAAUACAAUUCCAGGGAAUCUGCACAUAUGUCUUUUUCCAUUGUGCUCAUGGUUUGGGGAAACUUGAAUGUGUACACAAUCUCUCAAAUUCCAUUGUCAAAAUUCUUGCCUAUUCCCUAGGUGACACAUGAUUUCUGUCAAGAUCCAUUCUAAGAAUCAGUGCAAAAGAAAAUAUAGUGAGCUUGGACUUCAUCACUGAUUGACAAUGUUCAUCUGGGGCUUGAAAUGGUGUAUACCUGUACCACAUUUUGUGUAAGGACUAAUGACUGCAAAUGAUAAAACUUCCUAUUUACUCUGGUUACCUUCUUGUAUACUGUAGUAGGAAUGCCUCGUUGAGUGAACGUAUUUUUUGUAGUUCUAAUCUUCCAUCUAUAUAUUUAUAGAUACCUUAGCUAUAUCUUGAGUAAAUAUUUGCUUUUAAUACUUUCUUACUGUGUGAACUGAUUUCUGUAACUUAUGUAUAAAACAAAACUGGACAUUCUUUAUAUACUGGAAAUAAUAAGCAAAGACCAUAUUUCACUAAGUGUUGUACUUUUUAUGUACAUAUCAUCAAUAAAUGUGGAUGCAUAAUUUUCA
This is a messenger RNA of Hemicordylus capensis (graceful crag lizard), 17447 nucleotides long. RefSeq names its product solute carrier family 1 member 2 (gene SLC1A2). NCBI's taxonomy places the organism in Eukaryota, Metazoa, Chordata, Lepidosauria, Squamata, Cordylidae. The record is from RefSeq and is a predicted model, not a curated record. Gene Ontology annotation, biological process: L-glutamate transmembrane transport. Gene Ontology annotation, molecular function: neutral L-amino acid transmembrane transporter activity; L-glutamate transmembrane transporter activity; glutamate:sodium symporter activity. Gene Ontology annotation, cellular component: plasma membrane. Bases 402 to 2123 code for a protein of 573 amino acids. The transcript is spliced from 11 exons.